This is a messenger RNA of Arabis nemorensis, 2064 nucleotides long. The record is from the annotation of a GenBank genome assembly. Lineage: Eukaryota; Viridiplantae; Streptophyta; Magnoliopsida; Brassicales; Brassicaceae.
AUGGCUGGAGUUCUGGAAUCACUGAGUUUCUGGAUGAUAAUUGGUGUCCAUGUAACAUUUUUGGUGUUAGCUCAAGACGUGAAUCAAUUUGUGAUUUAUGACUUCAAGAAUUCAGGCCUGUAUCUUCAUGGAAUGGCAAAUACCCACGAUGGUCCAUUGCAUCUUACAAAUAAUACAGAGACGAGAACCGGUCAUGCUUUCCACAAAAGUCCCAUGAAGUUCACAGCGUCGUCGCCCAGUUCAUUUUCCUUUUCAACAGAAUUCGUCUUUGCAAUCAUUCCACUGCAAAGCCCCCCUUCUUAUGGUCAAGGAAUGGCUUUUGUGGUAGCUCCUACCACAGACCUCAGGUAUGGCGGCACUGCAACUUCGGGUUUAGGGCUUUUCAAUAGAACACAUGAUAACAGAACCGAAAACCAUAUCCUGGCUAUAGAACUUGACACUAAUGAGAGCUCUGACGUGUUUGACAAAAGCGGAAACCAUGUAGGGAUUGAUAUCAACAGUAUAGUCUCGGUCGAUUCUGCCAAUGCUAGUUUCUUUGAUGAUAAAGAGGGAAAGAACAUAACCCUGCUGCUUGCUAGUGGAAACAGUAUUGUGAUCUGGAUAGAUUAUGAUGGAAUAGAGCAAUUACUAAAUGUAACGUUAGCUCCAGUACCAACUCCAAAGCCAGUUUCAUCUCUCUUGUCAAGUUCCAUCAAACCAAGUGUGCCACUCUUGUCAAGAUCCAUCAAUCUUUCAACUAUUUUCAUGGAGACUAUGUUUGUAGGUUUCUCUGGAUCCACAGGCUCAACCAGAAGUGACCAAUAUAUCCUUGGAUGGAGUUUCAAGAAAGGCGGAAAAGCAGAAAGCCUUGACCUUUCAAAGAUUUUGGAUCCACCUCCACCGUCUUCACCACCAUCCUCUCCUCCGCCACCCUCUCCGCCACCCACAUUAAAACAGAUUCUUGGCAUUACUAUACCAACAAUUGCUUUUCUGUUGAUGAUACUGGGAGGAAUUGUGUAUCUUUACAAGAGAAAGAAGUAUGCGGAGGUGCUGGAACAAUGGGAAAAGGAAUAUAGUCCCCAGAGAUUCUCCUUCAAGAAGCUCUACAAAGCAACCAAGGGUUUCAAGGAGAAUCAGCUACUUGGAGCAGGAGGUUUUGGAAAAGUAUAUAAAGGAAUACUUCCCUCUGGAACAGAAAUCGCUGUUAAGCGAGUCUACCAUGAUGCAGAACAAGGAAUGAAACAGUAUGUCGCAGAGAUUGCUAGUAUGGGAAGGCUAAGGCACAAGAACUUGGUGCAGCUCCUUGGUUACUGCAGAAGGAAAGGUGAACUGCUUUUGGUGUAUGAUUACAUGCCAAAUGGAAGCCUUGAUGACUACUUGUUCACUAAAAACAAGUUAAAAGACCUCACUUGGUCUCAGAGAUUGAACAUAAUCAAGGGAGUCGCCUCUGCCCUUCUGUAUCUUCAUGAAGAGUGGGAACAAGUUGUGCUACAUAGAGAUAUCAAAGCUAGUAACAUUCUGUUAGAUGCCGAUCUAAAUGGACGGUUGGGAGACUUUGGGCUAGCCAGAUUCCAUGAUCGUGGUGUGAAUCUAGAAGCCACACGAGUGGUAGGAACCAUUGGUUACAUGGCACCAGAGCUUACUGCAAUGGGAGUGGCUACUACUAAAACCGAUGUCUAUGCUUUUGGAGCUUUUAUCAUGGAAGUGGUUUGCGGGAGGAGACCAGUAGACCCUGAUGGACCACGUGAGCAAGUGAUUUUGGUUAAGUGGGUUGCGAGUUGCGGGAGAAGAGACGCUCUAACUGAUACCGUUGACAGUAAACUAAGAGACUUUAAUGCUGAAGAGGCCAAGAUGCUUUUGAAGCUAGGAAUGCUCUGUUCACAAAGUAACCCAGAAAACAGACCUAGUAUGAGAGAGAUAUUACAGUAUCUGGAAGGAAAUGUCAAGGUUCCAGGUAUAUCAUUUGAUACUGCUGGAUUCGGUAUGCCCAAUAUAAGCCAUGAAACAGUAACACAAAUGACAACAGCCUCCUCAUCAGCUAAUUUCUCAUAUGAGGAUGUUACAAUCCUAUUUGGCGGUCGCUAA